UUGGAACGUGAGAAAUUCCAGGAACUUUUCAACAUCCUCUCUCUCCUCCUGUGUGUUGUGUGUGUUCCAGACUGUCUAUAACAAAAGAUGCUGGGUUGCGGUUAUGUGCUUCUUUCUUGUCUCCUGACGGUGACUCAGUUCCACUGCAGCGUAGACAGUCUUCGCCUCACCCAGGAGAGCCCAGAGUACCUGGACCGGGUGGUUCUAGAGGAGUCAGGCCUGCAGGCCAGGUCCAGUGAGCAAAAGGCAGCAGGGGAUUUGACAGCCAAGUUGCUACUCCUUGACCACCUGGACCGCCGGGAGAACGACGUCAUUGAGACCAAGACGAAGAGGAGCUUCCCAGGGUCCAAUACUCCACUAGACCGCCUCUCCAUCAGCACCAUGGACCCUAAGGGCUCCAAGCAGAGGAAAGUUGUUGAACUGCCACGGAGGCGAGUGAGUGUUCCUAUCGACCGGAUCGGAGUGGGCCGUCUACCUAGCAGCCGAGGGUAG
Messenger RNA from Coregonus clupeaformis (lake whitefish), 492 nucleotides. RefSeq names its product osteocrin-like. Gene Ontology annotation, biological process: hormone-mediated signaling pathway. The transcript is spliced from 4 exons. NCBI's taxonomy places the organism in Eukaryota, Metazoa, Chordata, Actinopteri, Salmoniformes, Salmonidae. The record is from RefSeq and is a predicted model, not a curated record. The coding region runs from base 88 to 492 and encodes 134 amino acids. Gene Ontology annotation, molecular function: signaling receptor binding.